GAUGGAUCCAGUAAUGGGAACCCACCAGAGAGAUGUCCCCGUCCUCUGUAUUCCCGGGACUCCACACAGGAACAUCAGGAGGAUCAGGGUACAGAUAUUGUCACUAUUAAAGUGGAAGUAAAAGAAGAAGCCGAGGAUAGUGAUGGGAGGGAUGAUGUGUCGUGUAAGGAGGAGGAAGGUCCUCCAAAGAUCAGCACAGACACUGGAGACACUCAGAGAGACUUCAAAUCUGAGGAGGAGGAGAUAAGAUGUGUGAAGAUUAAAGAAGAGGACAUUCCAUUGGAGAUCAGUACAGAUGGAAGAUACCGAAAAUAUAACUCAGAGGAAAGUUCCGCCUCCUCUCUAGAUAGUGAAACAGGAGAUGAUGACAUCACAGCCGCUUCUCCCUCAGAAGACCCCAUUUCCUCAACGCUCCACCAGAGAAUUUCGUCCAAUCAAAUUAAUUCCAUCAUCCACCAUAUACUUCCAAGAGAGGCUGAAGAAUUUCCAUGCUCUGAAUGUGGGAAACGUUUUAAAAAGAGGGGCAAACUGACUGUACACCAAAGAUCCCACACCGGUGUAAAGCCCUAUUCGUGUCCAGAAUGCGGAAAGUCCUUCACAGAAAAGAGAAACCUUGUAGCACAUCAAGGGACCCACACGGGCUUGAAGCCGUAUUCGUGCCCUGAGUGCGGAAAAUGUUUUUCCGAGAAACGUCCCCUUAUUCGACACCAAAAAUGUCACACCCAAGAGAAGUCCUAUUCCUGCUCGGAAUGUGGAAAGAGUUUUGCGGUGAAAUCGUGUCUGGUGAAACACCAGAGGACCCACACGGGGGAGAAGCCCUUUUCCUGUUCCGAAUGUGGAAAAUGUUUCGUUCAGCAACACCAGGUCAUCAGACACGAAAGAAGCCACAGAGGGGAGAAGCCACACUCCUGUCCCGAAUGUGGGAAAUGUUUCACUGAGAAAUCCUCUCUCGUUGCUCAUCAAAUGCUCCAUACAGGCCGAAAGCCCUUUACGUGCUCGGAAUGUGGGAAAUGCUUCGCUCUGAAAGCAGACCUCAACAAACAUGUCAGGACUCAUACGGGACUGAUGCCACACUCGUGUUCUCACUGCGGCAAAGGUUUUCCCGAUAAAGCCAAUCUGGACCGACAUGAACGAAUACACACGGGCCAGAAGCCUUACCCGUGUUCAGUAUGCGGACGAUGCUUUGCCCAAAAAGCCGACGUCAGCAAGCACGAGAGGACCCACAUCCAUGAGAAGCCAUAUUCAUGUUCUCGGUGUGGGAAGAGUUUCCCCGAUAUGACUCGCCUACAGCGGCAUGAGAUAGUCCACACGCGCCAGAAGCCGUAUUGUUGCUCUCUCUGCAGAGAAAGCUUUUCAGAUAAAGCUCGUCUCAACCGGCACGAAACGAUUCACACCGGUGAGAAGACUUGUUCCUGUUCUUACUGUGGGAAAUUUUUCGCUCAUAAGGCUUUUCUUGCUGCGCACGAGAGGAUCCACACGGGGGAGAAACCUUUCCCCUGUUCCGUCUGCGGGAAACAUUUUGCGCAGAAAUCCAACCUGGCCACGCAUGAAAGAACUCACACGGGUGAGAAACCGUAUUCGUGUUCUGUGUGUGGGAAAUGCUUCGCUCAGAAAUCCAAUCUGACCACCCAUGAGAGAGGGCACACAGGGGAGAAGCCCUUUUCUUGUUCAGUAUGCAAGAAAUGCUUUGCCAACAAAUCUAACCUCACUACCCAUGAGAGAACUCACGUGGGAAGUUCCCUUGGUUCUUCCAUUGACCAAGAGAAGGACCUAGUUACUUAA
This is a messenger RNA of Staurois parvus, 1782 nucleotides long. Lineage: Eukaryota; Metazoa; Chordata; Amphibia; Anura; Ranidae. The record is from the annotation of a GenBank genome assembly.